AUGGACUCGAGCGCAACGGCGGAAUCCCCGUCCCUCCCCUGGAGGGUACUCUCCAAUACAGCGAUGCUUGGAGUUGCGGGCUUAUGUCGUGGUUUCCUCUCGGCUUUAUGUCACGCAAAAUGCUAUGGGGAAGAGGAAUUCACGGAAUUAUUGGACUCCCGUCGUGAUAUUUCCAAGCGAACGCGAGGAUUGAUUACAGUAUCGAAUCACAUUAGCGUACAAGGUAUCUCACGAAUCAUCCGGAUGCUUCCAUGUAUUAUUUUGCUUACUGGAGAUGACUGUAGACCGCUGUCACUAUUCUUCACCAUGGGACAAGUCUUGCCAACACAUCGUUCUGCGCAUUCCAUAUUCGGUGGCCUAGCUCAACCCGCUAUGACCGAGGCUGUUCGCCUUUUAUCGAAGGGUCCUUUCCCCGUCGACCACCACCGCGCCCUACCGGAAUAUCAGCGUUGGAGCCGCGAAAGCGUCUGCGUUGAUCCUUUCUCGGACCUUGAAGUCGCCUACACAACCAAUGGCCACGAUGCACACCUGGCACCUUCAGCAUAUUCCUGCAACUCGAAUUCAUGGGUUCAUAUUUUCCCGGAAGGCAAGAUUCACCAGUCACCACGGAAGACCAUGCGCUAUUUCAAGUGGGGAAUUGCUCGGCUUAUUCUAGAGCCCAAAGAAUGCCCGGAUGUGGUUCCCAUGUGGAUUGAGGGCUUCGACGAUGUCAUGCAUGAGAGUCGGGAGUUCCCACGUUUCCUUCCUCGGCCGGGCAAACAGGUCAGUGUCACCUUUGGCUCAAAGGUAGACUCAGAGGUUGUGUUCGGAGACAUGAGAUCCCGUUGGCAGAAGCUGAAAGCGAGAGUCGAAAAGAGCUACCCCGAAUCUCGUGAUCUGCCUAUUGGUGUGCUGAGUGAUGAGCUGCUGAAUGACAAGGAAGCCGUGGAGCUGCGCAAAGAGGUCACCUUGAAGAUCAGAAACCUUGUCUUGGAUGUCCGCCGAUCACGCGGAUUGCCCGAUGAGGAUCCGAAGGAAGGCUUGGUAGAUACCUGGCUAGCGGAGGGCCACAAGCGUGAGGGCCACAUGAAGGACGAUUCCUGGGUUCGGGAUAUCUAA
Penicillium paradoxum is the source of this 1098-nucleotide messenger RNA. RefSeq names its product tafazzin. Gene Ontology annotation, cellular component: mitochondrial membrane. NCBI's taxonomy places the organism in Eukaryota, Fungi, Ascomycota, Eurotiomycetes, Eurotiales, Aspergillaceae. The transcript has 3 exons. The record is from RefSeq and is a predicted model, not a curated record. Gene Ontology annotation, biological process: inner mitochondrial membrane organization; cardiolipin acyl-chain remodeling. Gene Ontology annotation, molecular function: 1-acylglycerophosphocholine O-acyltransferase activity. Bases 1 to 1098 code for a protein of 365 amino acids.